Nelumbo nucifera (sacred lotus) is the source of this 1014-nucleotide messenger RNA. RefSeq lists its product as uncharacterized. The record is from RefSeq and is a predicted model, not a curated record. Lineage: Eukaryota; Viridiplantae; Streptophyta; Magnoliopsida; Proteales; Nelumbonaceae.
UCAACAGAAUCUUCCCUAAGUUGCCAUGGCUUCAAAGCCUUCAAUCCAGAGCCAGGAGCCAACAGAUGAAGGUAGACAAGAUGCACAAUGUACCGAACAUGAAAUCGGUAACAUUGUAACCGAGGUGGCUACGGAGAUGCUGAAGGAUUUAACGGAACAUAAGCACGAGAGACAAACAUCUAACAAUUCGGAAUCUUCCAAGGAGGGAAAGGCGAUCAUCGAAUCCAAGAACAAGGUGAAAGAAUUAGGUAAGAAGGAUGUGCAGAAGGAGCCUGACAUCAAGAGUCAUGGAGUUAAGCCAACCAAGACCAAGCAUAAAAAAGGGGACGAGAAGAAGAAAAAGAAGAAAAAGGAGAAGGGUGAUAAUACUGAUUAUAGCGGUAGAGCAGCAGUUGAAAAGAAGAAAAAGAAGAAAAAGAAGAAAAAGGACGACGAUGAUAAUACUGGUUAUAGUAGUAGCAGUAGCAGCAGCAGCAGUGAGAGCGACGAUGACACAAAAUGCAAGAAUAAGGGGAAGAGUUGGCUAUGGAUGGGUGUAAUUGGAAGCAUACUGUUAUUAACUGGGGGGUUAGUGGUGCAACAAGUUGACAAAAUGAGGUUUGCGAAACUGCUAGGUGGAUCACAAGCACAACUCAACCAAGAGAAAGCAGGUCAGGUCCCUCUCAUAUUAGAAGAGCAAAGGAGGAAGCAGAGCAAGGCAAAGCAUACUGAUGUCCCCUCUUCAUACAGAGAUGUCCAAAUUGGCCCGUCUUGAAGUUCAAUACAGAACUACAUCCCUACAAAUUCAACAUAUUUCCUUUACAUGAUAUAGAAUUCUUCUGUUCUGUUGGACUAAUGGACUCUUUUAAGCAAGAACCACCUUCAGAAAUCCACCUCUGUAAUUGAAAUUGAACUGUUCUGGCAUCUUGUAUAGAUCUGGGAUUUUAUGAUAGACCAUUCUGGACAGAUCAAGGCCUUCAACCAGAAAUUUGGUUAUAUAAUUUAUAAAAUAUCCCCCAACCAGCUCUAGAUGGG